Messenger RNA from Scedosporium apiospermum, 1548 nucleotides. Its product is annotated as Autophagy-related protein 17. The transcript has 2 exons. Gene Ontology annotation, biological process: autophagy of peroxisome; activation of protein kinase activity; autophagy of mitochondrion. NCBI's taxonomy places the organism in Eukaryota, Fungi, Ascomycota, Sordariomycetes, Microascales, Microascaceae. Gene Ontology annotation, molecular function: protein kinase activator activity; molecular adaptor activity. Gene Ontology annotation, cellular component: phagophore assembly site; Atg1/ULK1 kinase complex. The coding region runs from base 1 to 1548 and encodes 515 amino acids. The record is from RefSeq and is a predicted model, not a curated record.
AUGGCUUCCUCAUCAUCCCACCGCUCCAGCCGGAGCAACGCGUCCUCUCUCCACCACUUCCAUCAAGCACCGAUUCACCACACCGAACCCGACCCCGAAGACCAUGACGUAACCAACAUCCCCAUCGAGACCCUCGUCGAGCACCUCCUCGCCGCGAAACGCUCCCUCUCUACCAUGACGGCCGUCGUACGCGCCAAUGAGAUAUGCACCGCCGCCCUCCUCGCCUACGAGGAAUCCGUCGUCCUCUCCGCCGAGACGGAGUAUCUGCGACGUGGCAUGGCGAGGCAAUUAUCGGUGUUAGCUCGCGUGAAGCGCAGCUUGAAUAGGACGUACGACGCCGGCAAGAAGGAGUUCAAGCAACUAAUACGGAUGAUGGAUGUGGCGGAUGGUAAGAUGAGGACCACGACGACAUUGUUGAGGGAGAGGGGUGUGCCGAGGGAGUUUAGGGAGGGGGAAGGAGACGAAGGGGAGAAGAAUUUGAUGGAUUUUGUGGACGAGAAAAGUGUGUUGGCGGUAGUGGAUGCUUUGAAAGGAAGUGUGAAAGAGCUGCAGAGUAUACAAACAUCCUUUGACGGCGACAUCCUCCGCUUCGAAACCGAAAUCCGAAACCUCAAGAAAGCCGUCAUUGCAACCUCAACAAAUACCCCCUCCCCAUCAGGCUCGCGUCAACCCAUAUCCACACUUCUCUUCUCCCUCACCGACCACUCGCAGAACAUGGCGGACCUCUUAUCCUCGCUCACAAAGCACUUCGAUCUCUGUGUAACGGCCGUCCGCACAACCGAGGGCGGCGCCGCGCUAGCCCGUAGAAGGGCAGCCGAGGCAACCCAACAGCAACAAGACGGGCCCAACGUCUCAAUCUCCGGAGUCAUCGCCGAGCAGGAAUCGCAUGUUUCCGACUUGGAGCCCAUCACGUCGCAGGACCGCGCGGACAUGAUUAAAAUCGUCGUCGAGGACGCCUCCGAAGUCGAGGGCGUCGUGCGCGAGAUCAACGAUCGGCUCGCGGCUAUGGAAAGCGAGUUCGACGCGCUCCAGCGCGAGGCUGAACAUGUUCGUCGGGCUUACACGGGAACGCAUGAGGCGUUCCGCGUGCUCGAGGAUAUCGGGAGCAAGUUGGUCAUCUACGUCGCGGCUGAGGCGGAAUUCCUGGCCCGAUGGGACGACGAGAAGGAGGCCAUCUUUUCGAAGCUCGAGGAGAUGGAGCAGCUUAGGGAGUUUUACGAAGGUUACGCGAAUGCCUACGAGCGGCUGAUUCUCGAAGUCGAUAGAAGACGCACCGUCGAGGACCGCAUCCAGAUGAUAUGGAAGAAAGCCAGGGAAAACGUCGACAGGCUCGUGCAGGAAGAUCUUCAGCACCGAGACAACUUUAUGCAAGACGUGGGCGAGUUCCUACCGACGGAUUUGUGGCCCGGUAUGAAUAAGGCCAUGAAGCGGUGGGAGGUCACACCUGCCAUGGUUGAGGGGAUGGAGGCUCAGAGGAGCACGCCGGCUCUUUCGAGGAGUGUUGUUGAGGGAGCGAAGGUGAGGCUUACUGGGGGAGGUGGUAGAUGA